Messenger RNA from Loxodonta africana (African savanna elephant), 2990 nucleotides. It is a transcript of the gene FZD8, whose product is annotated as frizzled class receptor 8. NCBI's taxonomy places the organism in Eukaryota, Metazoa, Chordata, Mammalia, Proboscidea, Elephantidae. The transcript has a single exon. Gene Ontology annotation, biological process: non-canonical Wnt signaling pathway; canonical Wnt signaling pathway. Gene Ontology annotation, molecular function: Wnt-protein binding; Wnt receptor activity. Bases 1 to 2094 code for a protein of 697 amino acids. The record is from RefSeq and is a predicted model, not a curated record. Gene Ontology annotation, cellular component: plasma membrane.
AUGGAGUGGAGUUACCUGUUGGAAGUGACCUCGCUGCUGGCCGCCUUCGCGCUGUUGCAGCGCUCGAGCGGCGCGGCGGCCGCCUCGGCCAAAGAGCUGGCGUGCCAGGAGAUCACGGUGCCCCUGUGCAAGGGCAUCGGCUACAACUACACCUACAUGCCCAACCAGUUCAACCACGACACGCAGGACGAGGCGGGCCUGGAGGUGCACCAGUUCUGGCCACUGGUAGAGAUCCAGUGCUCGCCCGACCUCAAGUUCUUCCUGUGCAGCAUGUACACGCCCAUCUGCCUGGAAGACUACAAAAAGCCGCUGCCGCCCUGCCGCUCGGUGUGCGAGCGCGCCAAGGCCGGCUGCGCGCCGCUCAUGCGCCAGUACGGCUUCGCCUGGCCCGACCGCAUGCGCUGCGACCGGCUGCCGGAGCAGGGCAACCCCGACACGCUAUGCAUGGACUACAACCGCACCGACCUCACCACGGCCGCGCCCAGCCCGCCGCGCCGCCACCCGCCGCCGCCGCUGCCCGGCGAGCAGCCGCCCACGGGCAGCGGCCACAGCCGCUCGUCGGGGGCCAGGCCCCCUCACCGCGGCGGCAAGAGCGGCGGCGGCGGCGGGGGGGACACGGCGGCGCCCCCCGCGCGCGGCGGCGGCGGCGGGAAGGGGCGGCCCCCUGGUGGCGGCUCGGCGCCCUGCGAGCCGGGCUGCCAGUGCCGCGCUCCCAUGGUGAGCGUGUCCAGUGAGCGGCAUCCACUGUACAACCGCGUCAAGACGGGCCAGAUCGCCAACUGCGCGCUGCCCUGUCACAACCCGUUCUUCAGCCAGGACGAGCGAGCCUUCACCGUCUUCUGGAUCGGCCUGUGGUCCGUGCUCUGCUUCGUGUCCACCUUCGCCACUGUCUCCACCUUCCUCAUUGACAUGGAGCGUUUCAAGUACCCGGAGCGGCCCAUCAUCUUCCUCUCGGCCUGCUACCUCUUCGUGUCGGUAGGCUACCUGGUGCGCCUAGUGGCAGGCCACGAGAAGGUGGCGUGCAGCGGCGGCGCGCCCGGCCCGGGCGGCGCGGGACCUGCGGGCGGUGCGGCGGCGGCGGCGGCGGGCGCGGGCGCAGCGGGAGCGGGCGCGGGCGGCCCGGGCGGGCGCGGCGAGUACGAGGAACUGGGCGCCGUGGAGCAGCACGUGCGCUACGAGACCACGGGCCCGGCCCUGUGUACUGUCGUCUUCCUGCUGGUCUACUUCUUCGGCAUGGCCAGCUCCAUCUGGUGGGUGAUCCUGUCGCUCACGUGGUUCCUGGCGGCCGGCAUGAAGUGGGGCAACGAGGCCAUCGCCGGCUACUCGCAGUACUUCCACCUGGCCGCGUGGCUCGUGCCCAGCGUCAAGUCCAUCGCCGUGCUGGCGCUCAGCUCGGUGGACGGGGACCCGGUGGCGGGCAUCUGCUACGUGGGCAACCAGAGCCUCGACAACCUGCGCGGCUUCGUGCUGGCACCGCUGGUCAUCUACCUCUUCAUCGGCACCAUGUUUCUGCUGGCGGGCUUCGUGUCGCUCUUCCGCAUCCGCUCGGUCAUCAAGCAGCAGGGCGGGCCCACCAAGACGCACAAGCUGGAGAAGCUCAUGAUCCGCCUGGGCCUCUUCACCGUGCUCUACACCGUGCCCGCCGCCGUCGUGGUCGCCUGCCUCUUCUACGAGCAGCACAACCGCCCGCGCUGGGAGGCCACGCACAACUGCCCGUGCCUGCGGGACCUGCAGCCCGACCAGGCCCGUCGGCCUGACUACGCCGUGUUCAUGCUGAAGUACUUCAUGUGCCUCGUGGUGGGCAUCACCUCGGGCGUGUGGGUCUGGUCUGGCAAGACGCUCGAGUCCUGGCGCGCCCUGUGCACCCGCUGCUGCUGGGCCAGCAAGGGCGCCGCGGCGGGCGGGAGCGCGGGCUCCGCGGCCGUGGGGGGAGUCAGCGGGGUGGGCGGGGGCGGUGCGGGGCCCGGCGGGGGCGGGGGACCGGGCGGCGGCGGAGGCUCCCUCUACAGCGACGUCAGCACCGGCCUGACGUGGAGGUCUGGCACGGCCAGCUCCGUGUCUUACCCCAAGCAGAUGCCAUUGUCCCAGGUCUGAGCGGAGGGGAGGGGGUGGGGAGGAAGGAGGGUCGAGGAGACCUAGUACAGAGGGACUCUUGAUGAUCAGAGGUUCCCACCCCGUCACCGUGUUGAUUGCUAUUAGCAUGAUAAUGAACUCUUAAUGGUAUCCAUUAGCUGGGACUUAAAUGACUUGCGUAGAACAAAGUACCUGGCAUUGAAGCCGCCCAGACCCAGCCCCCUUUCCGGCAUUGAUAUGCAAGGAGCUCCUAGCGCCAGGCGUUAAUGUCUGUUGGCACUGGAGGGUGGACUCUGCUGCGUUUCCAAAACCCUAGGUUUGGAGAACUCACUGGUUGCCCUUUGCUGAGCUUGAAGCAACAUCAACAGAUUUGACCUGAGGGACAGAUCUUUCUCCCUUGACUCGCCCACAUAAACUCUUAACAUGUCCUAGAGGCGGGAAGACCACGACCUAACGGGAUUGCAGGGUUUGGGUAUUCUUAAUGACCAGGCAAAUGCCUUAAAUAAACAAACGAGAAAUGUCUUAACUAUACACCCCAAGUAAAUACGGGUUUCUUACAUUAAAGGAUGUAUUUAUAUAAUUAUUUGUUAAAUUGUAAAAAAAAAAAAAAGUGUAAAAUAUGUACAUAUCCAAAGAUAUACAGUCUGUACAUUUUUUUUGUAAAAAGUUUAGAGGCUACCCCUGUAAGAACAAAUAUAAGUAUUCUAUUUUGUCAAUAAAAAGACUUUUGAUAAAUGAUUUAACCUUGGCCCUCUCCCCCUGCCUCUUCUAAGCUGUUAGCUUUGACGUGCUUGCUAAGAACACAUCGGAGAAAUGGACAUUUUCUGAAUUAUCACUCUGUACGCUGACCCUAGGCAUGGAGAAAAUUACCUGUUAACUGCUAAUUCUUAAGUUGUUAGCAAAGUAAAUAUCAUUGU